GUUGGUUAUGAAAUCAAACAUUGAUCAAAUUCUUUUUCUUCAAGAUUUCAUGAGUCUAACAGCAUUAGAGACGUUAGAUCUCUCUCACAAUUCUGUCAACAUCAGCAUAAUGGAAUCCUUGAGUGCUCUUACAUCCCUCAAGAAUUUAUUUCUUGCUGAAAAUAAAUUGGUUGGGCCGUUGCCAACUAAAGAAUUAUCACUUCUACGAAACUUGGAGCUGUUGGAUUUGGGUAACAAUGCACUUAGCAGCCCUUUGACAACUCAUGGUGUGUGUACAUGUCAUGCCCUUUCGCUUAUUGCCGGCAUCAACAUCUGUUUAAAGCUUUGCUGCAACUCUUUCACAUGCCAAGGCUUUUCUGAAAUUAAAGAAGCUGAAGAUGCUCAACUUAGGAAGCAAUGGAUUUGACAAGGGAGUAUUCAAAACUCCUUCAUUGGUCUUCCAGCUCUCAAAUCUUUGCACCUAUCUGAUAAUCAAAAUCUCAAAGGUCUCAACGAAUCUUUCUCAAUUGAAGUCUUCAAUGGCUUCAACCACUCCUGAUGCUAACCAAAACCAAGAAUCCACCAAGAACAGCAUCAUAUUCAGAAGCGUGAAAACACUAGCUGAAUCACCUGAACUCACCUCAGUCCCAUCCUCAUACACAUUUGCCACCAACCCAGAUGAUGAAUUAGUAACUGACCCUGAUGAUGAUGAUCCAAUCCCUGUCAUAGACUACUCCUUAUUGUUCACUGGCACACCUGAUCAGAGAGCCAAGACCAUCCAUGACUUAGGCAGAGCUUGUGAGGAAUGGGGUUUCUUCAUGGUGAUCAAUCACUCCGUGCCAAAGAGCCUCAUGGAGAAAAUGGUGGAUCAAGUCUUUGCUUUCUUUAAUCUUAAAGAGGAAGACAAGCAAGAGUAUGCAGGUAACAAGAAUGUGACGGAUCCAAUAAGGUAUGGUACCAGCUUCAACGCUUCAAUGGACAGAGUCAAGUUCUGGAGAGAUUUCAUUAAAAUCAUAGUGCACCCUGAAUUUCACUCACCAGACAAACCACCUGCUUUCAGGGACACGUGUGAAGAGUACUGCCGAAAAACCAGGGAACUGGGAAGAGAGCUACUCAAAGGAAUAUCAGAAAGCUUGGGAUUGGAAGCAGAUUACAUAGAUAGAACAAUGAACCUUGAUCAUGGUUUGCAAAUCAUAGCAGCAAAUCUUUACUCACCUUGUCCUCAGCCAGAUCUUGCAAUGGGAAUGCCCCCACAUUCUGAUCAUGGCUUAUUGAACCUCCUCAUUCAGAAUGGAGUUUGUGGCCUUCAAGUUCUUCACAACAAGAAGUGGAUCAAUGUUAGUUCUGCUCCAAAUCGCUUCUUGGUCCUUGUGUCUGAUCACCUUGAGAUUUUGAGCAAUGGAAAGUAUAAAAGUGUGGUGCAUCGAGCAGUGGUGAGCAACAAAGCCACGAGAAUUUCGCUGGCAACAGUGAUUGCACCAUCCUUGGACACAGUGGUGGAGCCAGCUUCAGAGCUUACAGACAAUCAAACCAAUCCAGCAGCAUAUGUUGGGAUGAAACACAAAGAUUAUAUGGAACUUCAGCGAACUAACCAUCUUUAUGGGAAGUCUGUGUUAAACCAAGUUAAAAUCUAAACUU
Molecule: messenger RNA, 1617 nt
Organism: Arachis duranensis
Lineage: Eukaryota; Viridiplantae; Streptophyta; Magnoliopsida; Fabales; Fabaceae
Product: 2-oxoglutarate-dependent dioxygenase 19
Exons: 6
Coding region: 378-1613 (411 amino acids)
Source: RefSeq, a predicted model, not a curated record